Molecule: messenger RNA, 2702 nt
Organism: Colossoma macropomum (tambaqui)
Lineage: Eukaryota; Metazoa; Chordata; Actinopteri; Characiformes; Serrasalmidae
Gene: bri3
Product: brain protein I3
Exons: 3
Coding region: 383-763 (126 amino acids)
Source: RefSeq, a predicted model, not a curated record
UUCGUCACAUGACUGCUGUCUUGUGACACGCCAGACAGCAGAGUAACGAUUUUUGAGUUUGUUAAAGGAGUUUUAGUCACUGUUGUCCAUUUUCUCUUCAGCCUGAGAGAAAUCGACUCAGGGUCGUUAUGGCGGUUCUUUAGAGUAAAUCCGCACGUUCCCUAACCGUCAUUCCUCCCUCGAGUCUGAGAGAUUUGAGGGCGCUUUAGGUCUUACAGUCGGGCGACAAAGUUGGCGCAUGGAGGACGGUGAAGUUACGGUUUCCUUCGUCGUGUUUUCUUCACGAAAAGCGAAGAAAGAGUCCACGGUCGUCUGUUAAACGCGUUAUUAAUAUUCACGUUAAUACCCGCGAACAGGACGCCUCCCGUCGGUCUUUUUGGAAAUGGAUAAUAAACCUCUUCUACAGGACAGACCCCCAGCGUACAACGCCGUUCCCGGGGCUUAUGAGUACGGGGCCAUCCCGUCGCCCGCUCCCGCGCCUCCGCCCUAUCACUACCCACCACCGCCCGGCCAAGCCUUCCCAGCACCUGCUGCCCCAGCCGCUGCCAUCGGCCAGCAACCAAACUGUACCAGCACGUACACUAUCGUCCAGCCCUCUGUAGUGGUGGUGGGAGGAUGCCCAGCCUGCAGGGUGGGGGUGCUGGAGGAUGACUUCACCUGUCUGGGGAUCAUGUGUGCCAUUCUGUUCUUUCCCCUGGGCAUCCUCUUCUGCCUGGCCCUGCGGCAGAGGAGGUGUCCCAACUGCGGAGCCACAUUUGGCUAGAGGGACCACGCUGCAGCCACCAUUCGGGGCCCAAUGACCAUCGCUUUUUUCUUCUUUUUUAAUUCAUAUUUUAUGCAUCAAUGUUGUUAAAAAAAAGUAAUAAUUGCACAUCUUAUGUACUUUGAUAGUCCAAAUCUUGAUAAUGAACAGCCGCAUGGUUCCUUUUUCUUUUUCUUCUUCAAGACUUAGUGACCGUGAAAAAAAACAAUUUAAGUUUUCGCUUUUUUCUCCCACCUCUAAAGACUGUUGAUUUUGUUGAGCAUUUUCUUUAUUUGACCAUGCAGGCGAGACCUCUGUCAUCCAAUCACCGGUGCCUUUAAGAUGGCCACUACUUAGAACUGUAGGCUACCGAAGCAUGGAGACCAUAAAAGAACUUGGCAAGGAAAGAAAAACAGAGAUCAUGAUCACCCUUUGAACUGCUAAGGUGACUCAACCUGAGUGAAAUCCUGUUUAUAAAUGACAGAAAGACUUUGCUGAUGCUUCGUUUUAAUCACACCACACUUUUCUGGUCUUUUUCCUUGUACCGAUGGGGAUUUCCUCUCUGUAUUUGCAAGAGAUGAGAAUGUAAGCUGCCUGGUGCUUUUGCUUGUGUACGGAAGGAAAUCAGUGCCACGUUUUAUCUAAUCAGCCUUGUUCACAGUGCUGAGCAUGUUCUCCACCCAAUUUUAAAUCAUGUGAUCCUGCUUCUAGAAGACCAAACCACCUCCUCUCCCUUCUCCUCAACAGGUUCUUCAGGCCUGUAGAAGUACAUUUAACCAUUACCUUCAUACUGAGCUCAUUCUUUCUAGCUCAGUACACACUGUGGAAUUUGUAAGUUGGGGAUAUUUACAUCUCAGCUAAGAACAUCAGUCUUUUGAGAAACAGCCUGCUGUCUGUUAUUUGAUAAACCAUGUUCUGAUUAGCACUGCGCUAUUGAUCAGUGUUAGGUGGUAAUUUUUUAUUUUUUUUUUUAAGUUUAACUCUAGUUAAUUUAAUUGAUCUCCUUCAUAGGCAAGUAAUUGACCUUUCCAUGCUCUGCCCACAGAAGUGUUCUUUUGUAGCUGCUGGUUUAGGCACACUUUCCAGAAUAUGGGCAAAAAUUUGAUUCACUGUAUUUACAUUUUUUGUAAGUACCAAACUACCUAAACUUGGAGUGCACUGUUCAAGUUAUGUUUAUUUUGUAUGCUUGUGAAAGGGCACUCUUAGGAUAGAGUGGGCGUAGUUUUGUGUAAUAAAGCUCAGUUUAGCAUAGUAGCAAAUUUGGUAUCAUUUCUGCUUGUUUAGUUUUGACUAGCUAUAAUUAUUCAGUUCAGCCCAGUAGUGGAACAUUUUAAACAAGAAAAUUUACUGGUGUAGUGUGACUCUUAACAAAGAUAGCAAAGAAUGAUAUUUUUGCCAACAUGCUUGUUAAUCAUUGCAAUAGGUGCUGCAAACAGACUCACUUGUGGGCAGAACAUGGAUAGAGGUCAGCUGGGUAGAACUGUCUAGAGCCGCAGUCUUCAAAUCCAGACCUUGAAUCUAGUUUCUCGUCCUGUAUUUUGUAAUCAUUGCUAGUUAACAGAACUGUUAUUGUUACUGAUUGUCCAAAUAUUGUCUUGUCUACCAAUGAUUAUAAACUCCCCAACUGGAAACUGCACUUAAGGUCUGGAUCUAAAGACCUCUGAUCUAGAAUGUAGAUCUUUUCGUUUGACCCAGAGAACGGAUACUGUGUUGCUGAAGUCUGCUACAAUACUAUCUUUACUCUCCCAGUGAAAGACAAUCAGUCUAUAAUGAAUGUCCCUCUGUGCACCUGUGAUUUUUCCAGUUAUUGCAGAAUGUCAUGUCUUUGCCACCAUUCUUUCCUGAUGUAAUUAAACAUAGUCGAGGGUAUUUGAUUUGCUUUAGAACACUACGCACGCUGUAAUGAUAGGUUCAGACUUUUUAUAUGAGAGAUAAUGUAAAUAAAAUUCUAUGAAUGCGG